Molecule: messenger RNA, 771 nt
Organism: Penicillium digitatum Pd1
Lineage: Eukaryota; Fungi; Ascomycota; Eurotiomycetes; Eurotiales; Aspergillaceae
Source: RefSeq, a predicted model, not a curated record
AUGACCAACAUUAUGGCCCGAAUUGGAUCUGAACGAGAUUCCACCUGUCUCUGUAUGGUUGGAAAGAACAUCCAAUCCCUUAAAUCCCGUCUAUGGGAGGGCAUCAUCCCACUGAGCAACCAGUUAUGGCUGGAAAAAGGGCUCAACCAGCCCGAAUAUUUGGAUUUCACUUGUCAACAGCUAAAAGCCGUGAUCGCCGUGUUUCAAUAUUUGAAUGAACCAACCGUACGAUUAUAUCUUCGCGACACGUUCAAUUUCAUCUAUGAUCAUGGGGUGGCCCUCGAUACUGUUUUUAACAAGCGCAGAACGGGGCAAAGUGGGAAAAAUCCCGUCAGUGUCGCAGGUCUUUGGACAAUGUAUAUGACAGCGCAUUUUGAGAUGAUGACUGAGCGUGCCCAUAGAUGGGUCACUGUCCAUGUCAAUAUACUCCGAGCUCCGUUGCUGCGAGCCCUUUUGGAGCAUCGGCCACCGGGAGAUGGUGGCCUGUUAGGCCAGCCUGAUGCUUUGCGGUGGAAGCUUGCUGAUUCACUGCACAUACUGACAGAAAUCACUGCCAAUGCAGAUUUCACCAUCAUGAUCCCCAUGGAUGGUUACAAGGGGUGCUUCACGGCUCCCCCGCGGGACGGUCCAGCAGCUCUUCAUGCUGUGAAUCUGCUGACGAGAAGUAAAGCAUACCAUGAGCGCUUGAGGCUGCUUACUCGAGCAGCCAUCCUCCGUCAUGUAACAGGUCCAUGGAGAGAUUUAAUUCCUUCGUCCGGAGGUAUCAUGUGA